Hevea brasiliensis (rubber tree) is the source of this 1036-nucleotide messenger RNA. RefSeq names its product tobamovirus multiplication protein 2A-like. The record is from RefSeq and is a predicted model, not a curated record. Bases 3 to 338 code for a protein of 111 amino acids. NCBI's taxonomy places the organism in Eukaryota, Viridiplantae, Streptophyta, Magnoliopsida, Malpighiales, Euphorbiaceae. The transcript is spliced from 2 exons.
AAAUGGAAAAGAGAAUAACUGUUAUGGAGUUCUUGCUGAAGUUGAUAAACUCCAUUUUCACCCUAUUUGGUCUAGCCAUAGGCUCUCAUGGGCUAUUCUGUUUAAUGAAGUGGAAACAAGAUUGGAGCUAUUAUCAUAACAAGUAUGAGAUUGCUCUAACUAAAGCAUUGCUAGGAAUUGAUGCAUCUAAGAGCUGGUUAUCUACUAAUCUUCCAGUGGCUUGGUUUGUUUACCUUCUUUUGGUAGUUGGCGCAUCCCUCAUUGUGAUAUCCUGUUUUGGAUAUGUUGGAGCUGCGACAAGGAACUCUUGUUGUCUGUGUUUUGUAUCCUCUAGCUGAUCUUUUAAAAAAAAAUUUAAUUUAAAUUGUACCUCAUAUCUUAUGCAAGUUCAGAAAAUCUUAGGUUGAAUGAUAAUUUCUCAGCAGUCACUAGUACUCUGUACUUUUGGUUGAACUUUUUGUGGCACAACUAGGAGCUGCUGCCUUCGUGUUCUUCAAUCACAACUGGAAAGAAGUAAUAAUAUUCCAUUAUUCUCUUUGUUGCUUUCUUUUUAUAGUUCUUUGAACUAGAACACUAAUAUAAGUUGAUUCAUUCUUUUGUUUAAUUACUUGAAUCUUUCCUACUAGUGAUGAAGAAAAAAUUCCAUGGGUAAUUAAGCUUUAUAUAUAUACGCCCAGUGAUAGAAGUAGCAAUUUCAACUCAACCUACCACUUUAUUACCAUGAAUUGGAAAAUCAUGAGAUGGGUUUUUCUUGGGCCACUUGCUUCACAGGUAAUACAUCAAUCAUAUUCAUCACAUGAUUUUUUUUUUUUUGGUUAUAUUCAAAUAUUUGUGUUUUGUUUUGUACCUGUUUUAUUCACAGGUGAUUGCUCUAGAGUUGGUUUUGUACUUGAGACCUUUGAACAGAGUAAUUUAUGACCAUCAUGAUGAUGUAAGGGUUGUGUAUCCUAAAGAUUGUGAGGCCAACUACUACUGCUGUUGAGGAGAGUAGCAAGCCACCUGGUGCUUCAUCCUCUAACCAGUCUUAGGGAGAAGA